ACCCCCCUCCUGCCCUCCAUUCCAUCACCCCCACCUCCGCUCGCUUGCUCAACGGCCUCACUCUCUCUGCGCGGCUUGGCUCGGCUCGGCUCCCUCCGCCGAGCUCAAUUGGUCUUUGCGAGAGGGAGAGAGAGAGAGAGAGGUUAGGCUUGGUUUGUUAGGAGUUCGAAGGAGUUCAUAAGAGGAAGGAGAAAUGGCGGUUUCUAGGAUGUCUUUCGGAGUUGUGGCGGUUGCCGCUGCUGUUUUUGCUGUUCUUGUUGUUGUUUUCUUGCCUGCCGUUCAGGCUGAGUCCGUCGCUCCCGCUCCUGCCCCCACCAGUGACGGGGCAUCGAUCGACCAAGGGAUUGCGUGUGUGCUGAUGUUGUUGGCCUUGGUGCUCACAUACUUGAUUCAUGCAGCGGACAUGCCUAAGAGCUUCUAGAUUUUACAUGAAAAAUGGCUUCUUGUUUAGGUGUUUGAAUUUUUAUGUCAUGGGUCUUGCAGUGUAUGUAGUAGUAGUGGUGUUCUGACUUUUGACAGAUUUGCUGUUGGCCGUUGCCAAUGUUGUUAUUUCUCUAUUGGUGGCAGUCCAAUUCAUCCUCUUUUCUAAA
Alnus glutinosa is the source of this 590-nucleotide messenger RNA. RefSeq names its product arabinogalactan protein 41-like. NCBI's taxonomy places the organism in Eukaryota, Viridiplantae, Streptophyta, Magnoliopsida, Fagales, Betulaceae. The transcript is spliced from 2 exons. The record is from RefSeq and is a predicted model, not a curated record. The coding region runs from base 194 to 421 and encodes 75 amino acids.